AUGUACCUUAUUCGGUCAAGUUUCGCCUUCUUGGCGUUCGCUAGUCUCGCGGCCUCCACGCCACUGAAGAAGGAAGGCUCAAGACUGCACAAGCGUGACGGACUUCCUGCAUACGCCAUAACAUAUGCGCCUUUAACAUACCUAUACAGCGGAGAAAAAUGGUUCCCAUCAGAUAUCGCUAUUCACCUGGAGAAUGUCGAGCCCGAGGUGAACUUUACGGCCAGUGGGGGCAACGGUUCCGUCACUCUUGAGACACUUGACAGCCUAUCAUCUGAUGUUUAUCUAACUGCCACUGAUGGACCCAUACUGGACCCCUUGGACGGAACACCAGCUUGGCUCUCGUCGGAUUACGGUACCCCAGAUAGCAGUGGCCUCAGUGCAGCCCCAGGAACCAUUAUCGCUGUGGAAAAGAACAGUACAACUACUGAUGUGUUUUACUUCCACUUUUAUUCAUACAAUUAUGGUGGCAAGGUACUGGAUAUUAAUUUUGACGACCACGUCGGUGAUUGGGAACACGUUAUGAUCCGCUUUGUCAAUGAAGAACCGUAUGCAAUCUACUGCUCAGAGCACAGUGCUGGAUCAGCCUAUUACUGGGACGUAGUUGACUUCAACGGCGACCGCCCGAUCACUUACGUCGCAUAUGGUGGACAUGCCAACUACGUCACAGCAGGGACCCAGGACUACACUAUUGCGCUCGGUAUCAUUUCUGACACUACCGAUGCCGGUUAUCUUUGGGACAUGACACUCAAUUAUCGAGGCUAUUUGUAUGAUACGGAGACGAGCGAAUUCUCCGUCGUAUCUGGAGCGGGUACCGGUGGUAGCGAAGAGGCAGAUGAAACAGCUAGCUGGUUGAAUUGGCUAGGUGCAUGGGGGGAUGAGCAGUAUCCUGAUGGGUUCCUUGAUGAUAUUGAGACUGGCCAGUACUGUCUCUCUACUGAAUGUCGCUACACAAGUGGGCCGACUGGGCCGGUGGAUAAGAACUUGGGUCGAACAACUAUGUGCCAGAGUGAUGACGAUUGUACUAUCUUUGACGAUAUAAGUGAUCUGACUACUCAAUCUUGA
This is a messenger RNA of Penicillium angulare, 1062 nucleotides long. RefSeq lists its product as uncharacterized. The transcript has 3 exons. The record is from RefSeq and is a predicted model, not a curated record. Lineage: Eukaryota; Fungi; Ascomycota; Eurotiomycetes; Eurotiales; Aspergillaceae. The coding region runs from base 1 to 1062 and encodes 353 amino acids.